AUUAUUAAUCGUUAUUAUUAUCUACUUGUUAUCAUCGUGACUAUUUCCUUUACCACCUAUAAAUUAUUGGAAUGUUUCAGUAAAGAAAAAAAAAAGUAAAGAAAUAAUUACUAGGAUAUUGGACUCGAGUAGUACUCUCUAACCAGCUGGCACUUGGCAAUAUGUCUGUUGUCAAUCAAAUAAAGCAUUAUCAGCAAAGUAUUGAAAAAUGCCCCAACAACGAGUCCAGGCUUCUGCACUGUAUCGAAAAACUGUACAAACUUCCAGUCACUGUGCAGCAUCUGCAGGACACAGGAGUAGGAAGAACUGUUAAUGCCCUUCGAAAAUACGAGGGGACUGUUGGUGACGCAUCCAAGGCCCUAGUAGCAAAAUGGAAGACAAUGGUAGUGGAUGAGGAGAGCAGUGAUGCCGAGGACGAUGAUGAUCAGAAUCUACCAGACGUACCCGAACCGUACAGUGAUAACUCAGAUCUUGGUAUUGACAAAACUCCGACUUCCAGUGAACUAAACAAAGGGUCGGAAAGAAGUUUUGAGAAAAGCGCUGUGAACAAGCACAACAGUCACUCUUCAAACUCGAAAUUUAAAGGAAAUUCUCAAUCAGAGUAUGAUAAAAAAUCUGGCAAAUCAUUUCAAGAUUCGUCAAGUGAAAAGAAGAAUAAAAAUGACAAAGAGAAAUCAAAGUCAAUGAAAGCGAAGGAGAAAGAGAGACAUGGUCCGCGGAAAGAAGUGCAUCAAGAUUCUCAGAAGAUUUAUCCAUCCGAUGGCAUAAACAAGGAAAUCCCAAAACCAAAUGUUCAUCUAUCAAAAGAAAACAAACAGGUAAACGGCAGCGAUCAAAAUCGAAAGCGAAAAUAUGAGUUGUCAAAUGUAUCAAAAAUUGCAGAAAAACGGCAAGAUAAUAAUUCUACAGCACAUGAACAUUCAAGGGUUGAUGAUAAAAUUUAUCCGAAAUUUUCCGUUGACACAACAUCCGUUUCUCCCACCAGAAAAACAGAAAAUUUGAUUUCGAAAUCUAGAGUAAACCGAAAGGAUUCGAAACGAGAAAAACAUACUGACAAAUCGCCAUUAAACAAUCACGAAUAUCGUUUAGAUAAGUCGAAUAAAAAAAAACACUCGACUCGUGAUAAUUUAACUGGUUCAUCCUCUUUUGUUCCUUUUUCUUCGUCCUCUUCUGCUUCUUCUUCUUCUCCUUCUUCCUCUUCCUCUUCUUCUUCUUCUUCUGGUUCUUCUUCUUUUUCUUCAUCUUCUUCUUCUUCUUGUACUUCUUCAUCUUCUUCUUCAUCUUCUUCUUCUUAUUCUCAUCCUAGAACCUCGAAAAACAAAGUUGGAAAAUUUUCUGAUUCUGCCGUAUCAAAAUCGGAGCAAUCCAAGACAGUUGUCAAAUUUUCAGAAGAAAAAAAAAUCAAGAAACGCUUAAACGGUAAUGAGGGCAUAGAUUGCAACUCAGGGACAACAUUUGCUGAGGCAUUGGGAAUGUGUUCGGCACCACAUGUGCGAAAAAAAUCAAUUCCAGUGUCUCCAAGUUCACCAGUGAUAAAAAUAAAAACAGAGGUCAAUGCUAUGGUGUCGAAACCAAAUUCAAUAAAGACUGACAUUCUAGCUAAAGAAGAUGGAUUGUCACUCCUAGGACCAAAUGUUAAAUUAGAACCAUUGAGUGUUGAUCUUGCAUCAACCCUGCCUGAAAUUAGCACCAACUACAAACCACUGCCAAUCAAUAAUUACCUCAAUACAUUAAAUCGAAAGAUGGAGGAGGAUAAGGUGCUUAAUGAUGCGAUUUAUGCGAAGAAUAUCAGGACAAAAGUUUACUCAGGCAAUAAAUCAGGAUACACCAGUGUUCCUAGUCUCUAUGAUUUAUGCAUCAGAGUUUUAAUAGAGAAUAUUGAUGCGCUAGAAGCGACUGGAGGUGUGCCAUACGAUAUUCUUAAACCCGUCUUGGAGAGGGCUACACCUGAUCAACUCUUUAUGCUUGAACAUCAUAAUCCAUAUCUUAUAGAGGAUACUGAUUCGCUUUGGCAAUUCCAUUGUAAUAGAGAAUUCAGGAAUAAACAGAGAGAGGAGAUGGAGAGCUCAAGAGAAAUGUACAUGAGGUGUCUAGAUGAAAGGGAGGCCAAAUUGAAGACUCUGACUGCUAAUAUCAAACAGUCUAUUGAUAAGUCUGUACCUGUGAGGUCUGCCAAACUGGCUUUUGUUGACAAUAUUGUUAAACCUCCCAGGAAUGUUUUAAGAAAGCAGGCUAAGUAUGGCACUGCUCGGUCAUCAACAAUUACCUCAGACCUAAAGAAAAAAAUCAUUACCGGGGCACAUUCUGCUACUAACAUUGCUGUUCCUUCACCUCCAAUGUCACGGCUUAGAACUUCAUCCUCCGGAAUUAUUAAGAAAAACAAAGCACCGCUUAUGGCAAAAGCUCUCCAGCUCAUUAAAGGACGAUACAAGCGAUGAAUUAUCAAUUAAUAUAUUAAGUCUAAUCUGCUUUAAAAAUCUCUAAGGUAAUCCUCUUUGAAUGCUCUUAUUCGUAUAUUGUAAUUGUAAUUUGUGAUUUUUUAAUUCUCGUCAUAAACGUGUCUCGAAAUAUACGUCGUUAAAUUAAUGUUUAGACUCGUAACGAUCAAUCACUAAUGUUUUACUAUUAUUAUUAUUAUUAUUAUUAUUAUUAUUAUUAUUAUUAUUAUUAUUAUUAUUAUUAUCGUAUUGUAUUUUUUCUUUUCCUUUUGAAAUGUAUGAUUUUAAAGGCCAAUUUUCAUUUAUAUCAACAUGUUAAAAAUACAUCACUGUUAUCCAUUCAAUUGCUAAGCGAUUUAUCUGCUACAAUUUUAAAUAACUCUCAAAUUGUAAGAAAUACUCGAUUGUAGAAUUCCUUCUACAUAGUUGAAAAUUUAUGUAAAUACUUUAAAAGAAAACAAUAAUUACAUGUAUAAUUGAAUACGAAUACAUUGAAUCCGAAUAAAAUUCAAUGCUAACAAAUGACAAAAUCAAUGGAGCGAAUUUGUUGAUUUUAUGUAUUGAAUGAGUAAUUGUACAUAUACAGGAUUGAUGUAUAUCCACAGGAUGCUGCUAUUAUUAAUCAAUGAGAAAAUUAAAUAGAUAUCAUUUAAGCCCAGUCAUUAUAAAUUCUUAUUACUUGGCGAUUGAAAUAAAGAGUAUCUCUCAUUGA
Molecule: messenger RNA, 3150 nt
Organism: Fopius arisanus
Lineage: Eukaryota; Metazoa; Arthropoda; Insecta; Hymenoptera; Braconidae
Gene: EloA
Product: elongin A
Exons: 3
Coding region: 162-2438 (758 amino acids)
Biological process (GO): transcription elongation by RNA polymerase II
Cellular component (GO): elongin complex; nucleus
Source: RefSeq, a predicted model, not a curated record